Molecule: messenger RNA, 2033 nt
Organism: Cannabis sativa
Lineage: Eukaryota; Viridiplantae; Streptophyta; Magnoliopsida; Rosales; Cannabaceae
Product: beta-amylase 1, chloroplastic
Exons: 4
Coding region: 166-1842 (558 amino acids)
Biological process (GO): polysaccharide catabolic process
Molecular function (GO): beta-amylase activity
Source: RefSeq, a predicted model, not a curated record
UUUUCUGUUACAGACAAACUCUACUGUUUAACACUAAUCUCUCAUUUCUUCCCAGAAAUAAAUAACCCCAAAAAUAAAUAAUAUAAAUAAAAAUAUUUAUUUAUUUUUAAUUUUUUCUAUUUUUAUUUAUUUAUUUAUUUUCUUCAAACCCUAAAAACUCCAUCAAUGGCGAUCGCAUCUCCAUCUGCUCCGACCUUCUCAGCUUCCUUCUGCUGCACACGCACGGAGUCGCCGGCAACCGCCUUCUCACGAUUCCCUUCCAUUGCUUUAACUAACUCCCAACGCAAUCGAACUCUCCGAUUAACUCGUCGACUCGCCGUAUCUUCGCGUUUCAAUUCCUCGACUCCGUCCGGUGCCGGUGGCUCCGUUUCCCCAGACAACGGCGAUUUACAGUACGAGUUUUUUCAUGGAUUCUCGCCUCAGCGCCGGAGAAGAGGAUCGCCGGUUUUCGUCACGCUUCCGGUGGAUGCCGUGGGUCCCGCCGGGCAAGUCCGGCGACGGAAAGCGAUGGCGCAGUCGUUUAGGGCUUUAGCUGCGGCUGGAGUUGAGGGUGUGGUUAUGGAGGUGUGGUGGGGUCUAGUGGAGAGGGAUCGGCCUAGGGUUUAUAAUUGGCAAGGGUAUUUGGAAAUUAUUGCUUUGGCUCGAAGGUGUGGAUUGAAAGUUCGAGCUGUUAUGGCUUUUCAUCAAUGUGGCACUGGUCCAGGGGACCCUCAUUGGAUUCCUCUUCCCCUCUGGGUACUUGAAGAAAUAGAUAAAAAUCCAGAUUUAGUAUAUUCUGAUAGAUUUGGUCGAAAGAAUAUGGAAUACAUUUCCCUUGGAUGUGAUGUCCUCCCUGUUCUGUCUGGCCGUUCACCAAUCCAAGCAUACACAGAUUUUAUGACGAAUUUCAGAGAUGCUUUUAGACCUUUUCUGGGUGCUAUUAUUACAGGAAUUCAGGUUGGGAUGGGUCCUGCUGGUGAGCUAAGGUAUCCUUCAUGCCCUAGCCAAAAGCUAACAUGGGCUUGGCGUUCUCGCGAACUUGGAGAGUUUCAAUGCUACGAUAAGUAUAUGCUUGCGUCUCUCAAUGCUUGUGCAAGGGAGAUUGGGAUGCGUGAGUGGGGAGAUGGGGGCCCUAUCGGCACUGGCAAUUUGAUGCAGAAUCCUGAACAAACGGAGUUUUUCAAAAGUGAUACCGGAUCUUGGAAUACACCUUAUGGACAAUUUUUUCUUGAAUGGUACUCUGGAAUGUUGCUUCUGCAUGGAGAGAGGAUUUGUAAAGAAGCUGAGACUGUUUUUCGGGGCACAGAAGUUAAUACAUCAGCAAAAGUGGCUGGAAUCCACUGGCAUUACAGCACACAGUCUCAUCCAUCAGAAUUGACUGCUGGCUACUACAAUACUUUAACUAGGGAUGGAUACCUACCUAUUGUUCGUAUGUUCGGCAAGUAUGGUUUCACUUUGUGCUGCUCAUGCUUCGAAAUGCAAGACAAAGACGAGAAACAGAUAAACCCUGUGAGCAGCCCAGAGGGAUAUCUCAAGCAGUUGCUAUUGGCGGCUAGGAUGUGUGAUGUACCACUCGAGGGAGAAAACGCUGCAUCAAAUUUGGAUGAUGGAUCGUUCCAACAGGUGGUGAAGAUGUCAAAGUUUUACUCCGACGGUCUAGAGAAACCCUCCUUCUCAUUCAACUUUGUGAGGAUGGACAAGAACAUGUUCGAAUAUCAAAAUUGGGUUCGAUUUACUCGUUUCGUAAGGCAAAUGUCGAAUGCAAAUAUUUUUCGAGCCAAGCUAGGUUUUCGGGGCGAUAUCCAUCAGUUUCUAACAUCCAGGUCAGAUGCAAAGUUUGGAAUUGCUUUUGCUUAUUGUUAGAGAAAAAAGAUAUUUCAUUUGCACCACUUAGCAAAUGUUAUUAUUAUAUUUAAAAAAAAAAAAACCACAAAACCACCAUUGCUGUGAAUAUAAGGAUAGUAUGAUCACUUUCUGAUCUUACUAUUUUGAUAAGUGUGGUAAUGGCUUCAUUUUUUCCCCUUAAUGAAUCUCUUAGUCUUUUUUCUUCUUUA